Carassius carassius (crucian carp) is the source of this 960-nucleotide messenger RNA. RefSeq names its product putative nuclease HARBI1. Bases 1 to 960 code for a protein of 319 amino acids. The transcript has 4 exons. NCBI's taxonomy places the organism in Eukaryota, Metazoa, Chordata, Actinopteri, Cypriniformes, Cyprinidae. The record is from RefSeq and is a predicted model, not a curated record.
AUGGCGUGUCCUUUCAUUGAUGAGGUGGUGGAUGAGGGAGCGAUAAUCAUACGCAGGGCAUUUCAAAGAGAGCGUACUUUCAGGGACAGGGCAGACCCGUUGGCUUUUUCUGACUACUACCUGCAUGAGCGGUAUAGAUUCUCGAGGGAAGGGAUAGCAUAUAUUUGCAGAUUACUACUGAGCCCACACAUCGCAAAUAGCACACGGCGCAAUAAAGCGCUCACAGUCCCGCAGACUGUGUGCAUUGCACUUUGCUUUUUUGCCAGCGGAACAUUUUUGUACACAGUUGGAGAUGCAGAGAACAUCAGCAAAGCAUCGGUUUGCCGCUCUGUACGAAUUGUGUACCUGUCUUUAAAAAAAUUACUCAAUGUGUUCAUCACCUUCCCUGGCCACAGAGCGAUUCACAGUAUUAAACAAGCCUUUUAUGGAAUCGCUGCUUUCCCAAAUGUUAUCGGAGCUCUGGACUGCACCCACGUGCGCAUAAAGUGCCCGUCUGGUCCGCAUGAAGCAGACUUCGUUAAUAGGAAAUCAUUACACAGCAUCAAUGUACAGAUGAUUUGUGAUGCAGACUGCAUCAUCACAAAUGUAGAGGCAAAAUGGCCUGGCUCAGUGCAUGAUUCCAGAAUCUUUCAGGCCUCUUCUCUUUCCCACCAACUGGAGACGCAGACUGAGGCACAGCACAACUACAAUAUUGCCCAUGCACGCACAAGAGCUCGUAUAGAGAUGGCAUUUGGGCUCAUCAAGUCAAGGUUCCAGUGCCUGAAUUACCUCAGAGUGAUUCCACAAAGGGCAUGUGACAUUGUAGUUGCAUGUGUUGUGCUACAUAACAUUGCCUGCCUGAGGAGAGAGAGGCAACCAAGGAUGGUUGUAGAGCAAGACUGGGACAUUGAAGGCAUUUUUGAUGACAAUGAAAUAGGCAGGGUUAUAAGAGACAGUUAUGCCAAUAAUUAUUUUAGUUAA